AAUUCGCCAAGAGAAGAACGGUGGAGCAUGGUGUCCCAAAGCGCAGAUCAGUGGCGAAGUCCACGAAUACCUGGAGGUGGACCUGGUAAGGGACCAUCUCAUAACGUGGACAGAAACCCAGGGCCGAUUUGGAAAUGGCCAAGGCCAAGAAUAUGCCGAGGCAUUUCUUGUUGAAUAUUGGAGAGCAGCCCUCGAUAGAUGGGUGAUAUAUAAAGAUGCCAGGGGCGAUAAAGUGUUAACGGGGAACAGUAACACAUAUUUGGUAGUUCGUCAAGAAUUAGAAUUACCUUUUGUGGCGAGCAGAGUUCGUUUUAUACCUUACAGUGAACAUCCACGUACUGUCUGCAUGCGAGUGGAGAUAUAUGGAUGCCCCUGGGAAC
Molecule: messenger RNA, 380 nt
Organism: Ctenocephalides felis (cat flea)
Lineage: Eukaryota; Metazoa; Arthropoda; Insecta; Siphonaptera; Pulicidae
Product: discoidin domain-containing receptor tyrosine kinase B-like
Exons: 2
Source: RefSeq, a predicted model, not a curated record